Cataglyphis hispanica is the source of this 2299-nucleotide messenger RNA. It is a transcript of the gene Mcm5, whose product is annotated as DNA replication licensing factor Mcm5. Gene Ontology annotation, biological process: double-strand break repair via break-induced replication; DNA replication; DNA replication initiation. The record is from RefSeq and is a predicted model, not a curated record. Bases 101 to 2299 code for a protein of 732 amino acids. NCBI's taxonomy places the organism in Eukaryota, Metazoa, Arthropoda, Insecta, Hymenoptera, Formicidae. Gene Ontology annotation, cellular component: nucleus; MCM complex. The transcript is spliced from 8 exons. Gene Ontology annotation, molecular function: DNA replication origin binding; 3'-5' DNA helicase activity; single-stranded DNA binding.
UUCCCGCCAAAACAGAUUUCCGCGGCACUAUAUACCUGUGUAUACUUGUUGAUUGCAUUUUUGUUGAAUCUUUUAAUUUAAAUAAAUAUUCGCAUAUGACAUGGAAGGUUUUGACGAUCCAGGAGUGUUCUUCUCGGAUAACUUUGCGGUAGACGAGUCUGACGAAAAUCGCGUAAAUCUUCAACACUCGAAGAAGAAGUUUAAAGAAUUCAUUCGACAGUUUCACGAGGGUAACUUCAACUACAAAUAUCGGGAUACUUUAAAACGUAAUUACAAUCUGGGUCAAUAUUGGCUAGAGAUCAAUUUGGAAGAUCUAGCAGCUUUUGACGAAUCUCUUGCAGAAAAAAUUCAAAAGAUUCCAACAGAAUAUUUACCAAUUCUUGAGGAGGCUGCAAAAGAUGUCGCGGAUGAACUUACAACACCUCGGCCUGAAGGUGAAGAGAAAGUGGAAGAUAUUCAAGUAUUGUUGUGUUCGGAUGCUCAUCCAACCUCCCUGAGAGGAAUGAAGCCAGAUAUUGUUUCUAAACUUAUUAAGAUUCCUGGUAUAAUUGUUUCUGCAUCUGGUAUCAGAGCAAAAGCAACAAAAAUUGCAAUACAAUGUCGUUCUUGCAAAGUUACUCAAGUCAAUAUUCCUAUCAAGCCAGGUUUGGAAGGAUAUUCAUUACCUAGGAAAUGUUCUACAGAACAAGCAGGUCGACCAAGAUGUCCUCUAGAUCCUUUCUUUAUAAUGCCAGAUAAAUGUCGUUGCGUGGAUUUUCAAGUAUUGAAACUUCAAGAAUUACCGGAUCAUAUACCACAGGGGGAAAUGCCUAGACAUUUGCAAUUAUAUUGCGAUCGGUAUUUAUGUGACAGAAUUGUGCCUGGUAAUAGAGUUUUGAUUCUUGGGAUAUAUUCCAUUAAAAAGGUAUCUAAAACAGGUGGCAAAGGUAACAGCAGAGAGAAAACAUUAGUAGGUGUUCGAGCUCCAUAUAUUCGAGUUCUUGGUAUCACUGUAGAUGGAGAAAAUACAAACAUUGGUACUCAGCCACCUGUGUCAUCUGAAGAAGAAGAUCUAUUCACCCGUUUAGCGGCGGAUCCUAAUCUAUAUGAGAGAAUUGCAAAGAGCAUAGCUCCUAGUAUUUUUGGUGCAGUAGACAUUAAGAAAGCUAUCGCGUGUUUAUUAUUUGGUGGAUCCAGAAAAUUAAUGCCAGAUGGCUUAUGUAGGAGAGGUGAUAUCAAUGUCUUGAUGUUGGGUGAUCCAGGUACCGCUAAAUCGCAGUUAUUAAAAUUUGUAGAAAAAGUCGCCCCUAUAGCUGUUUAUACAUCGGGAAAGGGUAGCUCCGCGGCUGGUUUGACUGCGUCUGUGUCGAGAGAUCCAGUAACUAGAAAUUUUGUCAUGGAGGGCGGUGCAAUGGUACUCGCGGAUGGUGGGGUUGUCUGCAUAGAUGAAUUCGACAAGAUGAAGGAGGACGACAGAGUAGCGAUACAUGAGGCUAUGGAGCAACAAACAAUUUCUAUAGCGAAAGCGGGGAUAACGACGACUCUGAAUACGCGUUGUUCUGUGUUAGCUGCAGCAAAUUCGGUGUUUGGUCGUUGGGACGACAUAAAAGGAGAAGAGAACAUAGAUUUUAUGCCGACAAUAUUAUCACGUUUUGAUACGAUAUUUAUUGUUAAAGAUGAACACGAACAAAAUAGAGACAUAACUUUAGCCAAACAUAUUAUGAACAUUCAUUGUAAUGCUGGCCAGAUCACAGAACAAUCGAUAGAAGGGGAGAUACCUGUACACAUUCUCAAAAAGUAUAUUAAUUAUUGCAGAAUGCGUUGUGGUCCAAGGCUCAGUGCAGAAGCAGGGGAAAAACUGAAAAAUCGUUACGUAAUGAUGCGAGCUGGUACAAGAGAACAUGAGAAAGAUUCUGAGAAAAGAUUGUCUAUACCUAUAACAGUUCGGCAGCUUGAGGCUGUCAUACGAAUUUCCGAAGCCCUGGCCAAAAUGCAGAUGCAACCCUUUGUUACUGAACUCCAUGUUAACGAGGCUCUAAGACUUUUCCAAGUGUCUACAUUAGAAGCAGCAAUGUCUGGAUCAUUAGCAGGAGCUGAAGGAUUUACCUCAGAAGAGGAUCAUGAAAUAUUGUCGCGCAUCGAAAAGCAAUUGAAAAGCAGAUUUCCUAUUGGACAUCAAGUAUCUGAACAAAAUAUAGUGAAAGAUUUUCUUAAACAAUCAUUUCCAGAACGAGCUAUUUACAAAGUCAUACAUACAAUGAUACGUCGCGGUGAACUGCAACAUCGUUUGCAACGUAAGAUGUUAUACAGAUUGCAUUAA